Lathyrus sativus (Indian pea) is the source of this 1131-nucleotide messenger RNA. The record is from the annotation of a GenBank genome assembly. NCBI's taxonomy places the organism in Eukaryota, Viridiplantae, Streptophyta, Magnoliopsida, Fabales, Fabaceae.
AUGGCGGUGAUCUCUGCUCACCAAUUCGCACAAUGCAUCACUUGCCACGCCUGGAGCCCCGAUCAAUCUAUGGUUGCAUUUUGUCCAAACAACAAUGAAGUUCACAUCUAUAGAUUGAUAGAAGACAAAUGGGAAAAGGUGCAUGUUCUUCUAAAGCAUGACCAGGUAAUUUCUGGGAUAGACUGGAGUGCACAAUCAAAUAGAAUAGUCACUGCAUCCCACGAUCGAAAUUCAUAUGUCUGGAACCUUGAAGGAUCAGAAUGGGUGCCAACUCUUGUUAUCCUUAGGCUAAACCGUGCUGCUCUUUGUGUUCAAUGGAGUCCAAAAGAAAACAAGUUUGCAGUGGGAAGUGGAGCCAAAACUGUUUGUAUAUGCUAUUAUGAGCAGGAAAACAACUGGUGGGUUAGCAAACUUAUCAGGAAAAGACAUGAUUCUUCAGUAACAAGUGUUUCAUGGCAUCCCAAUAAUAUUCUUCUUGCGACAACAUCCACAGAUGGGAAGUGUCGAGUAUUUUCCACCUUUAUAAAAGGUGUAGAUGCAAAGGAUUCAAAAAAGAGUACUUCAUCUGAUUUCAAAUUUGGAGAGUUGAUUGUUCAGCUUGAUCUCUCAUCAUCUUGGACAUUCGGAGUCAAGUGGUCACCAAGUGGCAAUACUCUAGCUUAUGUAGGCCAUAAUUCUAUGAUAUAUUUUGUUGAUGAUGUCGGACCUUCUCCUUUGGCCCAGAAUGUCGUGUUCCGGGAUUUGCCUCUCCGUGAUGUAUUAUUUCUUUCUGAGAAAACAGUAAUAGGCGUGGGAUUUGAUUGUAACCCAAUGGUUUUCGCGGCAGAUGAAAGAGGAGUUUGGAGUUUUGUCAGAUAUCUUGGUGAGCGGAAGACAGUAUCAUCUGGAUCAAGAUAUGGCUCACAGUUCUCCGAAGCAUUUGGGAAGUUUUAUGGCCAAUCCAAGCAAGGUGGGAGCAACGAUGCUGUUGAAACCUCAAGAACACGGGGAGCAGUUCAUGAUAACUGUAUAAAUUCUAUCAUGCCUCUUGGGGAGCGUGGAAUAUUGACAAAGCGUUUUAGCACAUCAGGAUUAGACGGAAGAAUUGUUUUAUGGGAUUUGGAAAAUGAGCAGGACCUACUUGAAUUAUAA